AAAGUUUGAAAAAGAAAUAAAAUUUUUACUUAUGUCUAUUGAGUCUAGUAUAUACAUAGAGCGGUGUUGCUUUUCAGAUCCCAUAGUGACAAGACGUCCCAAAUAGUGCGCCAAACAAUUCGCCUCAGGCUCGUGCCAUACCCCUUAUCUUAUACCACCUACCCCAGCCCCCAAACCGACCACGCUAAACACUAUAUCAUGAAUCCAAUCAACUUAGUGCGUGAAUCAGAAACAUCAAGUGCCAUCGACGUUACUACACAAAUGGUUUUUGAAGAACCAUCCGUGAAACGCAAGAACAACAAGGACCACUACAGCCCACGACCCGGACAUUCCCGAUACUCAGACCUCUUCAACCAGCCAUGCAACGGUGCACCGAUCGUCAUCCACCUCAUCAGCAAGCCAAAAUCCUUCCUACUACUAGGCAUCACCGAAAAACUGGCCUUCAUGGACGCCCUAACAGACACCAUCGGUCAAGUCAAAGCGGACACAAAGUGGACACAUCAAGGAUACCUUAAUGUAUAUCCAACAUCAUCAUCGCAAAAAAGGAAACUCCUGGAACUUAAGUUACUGAAAGAAUUUGAAAUCAAAUGCAAUCUCGCCAUGUCCGAAGCCUCGCUCAGAGGAGUGAUCCGAAACGUCCCCACCCAAGAUUCAGAAGAAGACAUCUUAUGCCUACUGGCUGAUCAAGGAGUCACGAAGGUACAACGGUUCACAGCCCCAGCACCAGAUGGCAGUGGAACCCCACUGAAAACAGUCACGCUCUUCUUCAAAACCUCGCAACUUCCCAGAGAAGUCAUCAUGGCCCACGAAAUCUUCCCCGUCAAACAGUUCAUCCCAAGACCAGCACUGUGCCGUAAAUGCUGGACAUUUGGACACCUAGAAGAAACCUGCACAAACCCCCCCAUGUGCAAGCAAUGCUCACAAAUCCACCCACCAUCAGACCCCUGCAAAACCCCACCAAAAUGUCCUACAUGCGCCAAACCUGGACAUGCAGCUGGAACCCUUGAUUGCCCAAAGUACAGCAACAGACAACAAAUAAUCAAAUUCGCAUACGAAAACAGAAUCCCAAUUGCAGAAGCAAGCAAACUACUAAGCAACCCUGAACCAGCGAGACUACCCCAACUACCCAAAAUGUACUCCACCGCAAACCCCAAUCAAGAAAUGGAUGACCUAAAGAAGGAUGUCCCGAAACUGAGAUCACAAAUUGAAGCCAUCUCAGUACACCCCCCUCAAACUACCGCUAGACUCGAAACCCUGGAAACCACCGUCCAGGACAUUCAAGAGAAAAUAGCCCCCCUCGUAGAGCUGCCACAAACAAAAAAAAUAAAGAAGGACAUGGCCACAGGAUUCGAGUCAAAUCACGAACAACUAGCCACAAUCACAGCCCUACUGCAAGCCAACCGACCUCUAGCCAGACCCCCUUAUAUGUCAACCACCAACACCACUAAAAAGGCCCGAAAAUGACGAUACCACUUAAAAUCAUCCAAUGGAACGCCCGCAGUCUCUACAAAAGUAAAC
Messenger RNA from Daphnia magna, 1518 nucleotides. RefSeq lists its product as uncharacterized. Lineage: Eukaryota; Metazoa; Arthropoda; Branchiopoda; Diplostraca; Daphniidae. The record is from RefSeq and is a predicted model, not a curated record.